Molecule: messenger RNA, 1038 nt
Organism: Mytilus californianus (California mussel)
Lineage: Eukaryota; Metazoa; Mollusca; Bivalvia; Mytilida; Mytilidae
Product: ganglioside-induced differentiation-associated protein 1-like
Exons: 5
Coding region: 45-1010 (321 amino acids)
Biological process (GO): mitochondrial fusion; mitochondrial fission
Cellular component (GO): mitochondrial outer membrane
Source: RefSeq, a predicted model, not a curated record
ACAAUAAUGUCCUACUUUCUGACUUCGAAUUACACCAAUUCAAGAUGUCUGACAACAAAUUAACAUUAUAUUACUUUCAAGCUUCCUACUAUUCACAGAAGGCAACAUUAGCUUUGUUCGAGAAAGGAUGUCCAUUCAACCGAAAGAUAAUAAAUAUUCAAAAUGGGGAACAAAAAACACCAGAGUACAUGAAAAUGAACCCACAUGGACUUGUUCCCUUAUUAAAAGAUGGAGAGAAAAUUGUGGUAGAGUCAGAGAAAAUAAUUGACUACGUUGAUGAUCAAGUUAAAUCUGGACCGACAUUGGUACCUGAUCCUAGCACAUCAGUUGGAAAGGAGGUAAAACGAUUACGUGAGUUCAUUGAUGCAAUCCGAAUCGAAAUAAUUACCUAUGGACUGCUGUUCAAUCCAGAGUUGUCUACCAGUGGUGUUAAACUACCAAAAAUGAUUAUCAACGUUAAACGGUUUAAAGAAAAAACGCAGGAAAAUGUUGCUAGCUUGGAAGAAGCUGCACAGAAAUAUCCAGAUUUACGCGAUAGCUACAUCGCAAAAUACCAAAAGACGAAAAAGUUUUAUGAAGACACUAAGAACAAAGAGAAUGUAAUAGAACAUUUAGAAGACACUGAACACAGAUGUGAAUAUUUAGAGGAAUGUUUAAGAAGAAGUAAAGAGUCUUCGGGUGGAGAAGAGUACUGGUUGACAGGAACACAGUUCAAUGCAGCUGAUAUUUUACUGGUUGUGUUCAUGGACAGAAUUGUUAUGUUGGGACUUGAAGAUAGAUAUUUCUGUAAAACAAAGAGGCCAUUGUUGUAUGAUUACCUACAGAGAAUUGGACAGAGAAAAUCUGUACAGAUGUUGAGAGCCGAUGUGAAAACGGCUUUUACAAUGAUAUUGUGGAAUGCUGCGAAAGCAGCCGUACCAUAUGUAGUUGUUCUAGGUCUAGCAAUUGGAGCUGGUGUCUGGUUAAUGAAGAAUAAAUCUAGGGUUAUAAAUGCAUUUGUAGAAAAAUAAUCAUAUCAUUAAAUCGUUCAUUAAUCAC